AGUCCCUCUACUUGUAGAAUACGAGACUUUUCGUAGUCACAAAGGUAGGAUUACUGGUUGAUUAGUUUUCUACUCAACUGGCUGGUCUUCGAAGCAGUUGAACACAACAUUAGUCUUUUUGACCAAUAUCUAUAUUGUUUCCAUAACGACAUGUUUAUGUUCUUUCGGGUUUAUUUCGUUUCAUAGAAGUGAUGCAGUGAGUGAAUAACAUACGUGUGAUAAGCUAUGGAUAUUUCCCUAUUUAAGGGUUCAGAAGCAAUUACAGCAGCAAGACACGAAGAAGGUUGGAGUGUACCGUGCUAUAAAUCUUUGUUAACGCGAGAAGAUAUUUCGAAAAACCGCGCGAAGACGAUGGCUCCAGAAAAUUCGUUUGGGGCAUCUAACAAAAGCAAGGAUGUCAAGAAUGCCACGAAUAAAAUUACAAUUCGUCAGUGGCAAAUUCUGCUGCUUUUGUCAGUGAGCAAUCUUGUGAUUGCAGCUUGUAUAUCAUUACAAGCUCCCUUCUUUCCAAGAGAGGCAGAAGAGAAAGGUGCAUCUCCUACCAUAUAUGGUUUUGUAUUUGGAGUUUACGAGCUUGGUGUCUUUAUAUCUUCUCCAAUCUAUGGAAAAAUUAUUUCUUGGAUCACACCCAAAUUCUUGGUCAAUGCAGGGCUAUUUGUUGCAGGAACAACAACUAUAUUGUUUGGUUUCCUAGAUCAUUCGCCACCUGGGACACCAUUUAUUGUUUUAGCCAUUUUAGUUCGAUUAGUGGAAGGAUUUGGAGCUGCGGCGUUUGUCACUGCAAGCUACACUUAUGCCGCUGCAGAAUUUCCAGGCAGAGUUGCUUCAGCAUUCGCAACAAUCGAAACGUUUUUUGGGUUAGGACUCCUGCUUGGGCCUACGAUAGGUGGUGCUUUAUAUCAGGCUGGAGGAUACCCACUUCCAUUUGUUGUACUUGGGGCGACCCAACUUUUUGUGGAGGUUUGUUCCAUAUUUAUUCUUCCACGGCCUGAUCGCAAUGAAAAGCCGAAGUCGGGCAACAUGUUCAAAUUUUUAGCUGAUACCGGAGUACUUCUUGAUGGGCUUCUUAUCACAACAACUUUGGUGUUCUUAGGAUAUAACUCAGCGACGUUAGAGCCUCAUCUUCGCCAGUUUGACUUGCAACCGGUUGUGCUGGGCACCAUUUUCAUGAUAACGGCAACUAUCUACGUUAUCACCACGCCAGUGUGGGGAUGGCUGUGUGACCGUGGUUUUGACCCCAAACUGCUCGCGGUCAUCGGCGGAGUCAUGUGUAUUGUUAGCCUCAUUUUAAUUGGUCCAGCUCCAUUUCUACCGUUUACAGCGGAACUUUGGAUGGUGAGCAUAAGUUUAGUUCUGUGUGGAAUUGGGCUAGCAGCAAAAUUUGUGUGUGCUUUUAUUUCUGCUUUGAAUGAUGCACUAAAACGUGGCUUUCCUGACGAUAUGUCAACACAUGGUCUUGUAUCAGCGUUGUGUACCAUCUGUAUGUCCAUAGGAGCUUUCAUUGGGCCAACCAUCGGUGGAUACCUUUUGGAGCAUUUAGGCUAUCGUCAAUCCACGUUCAUCCUUUUGAUUAUGGAAGUUUCUUUGAUGAUUCUUCUCACACUUUACAUGAUAUGGAGAAAAGUGAAGCUUUUGAAAGAAAAUCCUGAAAAAAGAUCCCCAGCCAAUUCUUCUGAAGCCACACCAUUGUUAAGUAACUCCAAAUGUACCACUUUUACGCAAACUCCAGAGUUAUACACAUGUUUUUAGUGUAUAUUUUCUUACAAAAGUUAUAUUGUUUUUAAAACUAUACUUAAUAGAUAAUAUGUUUAUAACGUUGGAAAAGCUGGAUCAAAGUUUUUGUCUAGCUAUUUUUGAAAUUACAUUAAUUAAUUGCAAUGUUUAAUUUACGUUGAUGUGAACAUUGCCUUUGUUAGAAAUUUUGAAAAAUUAAGCAGUUCUCGGCACUGCUUACUAUGAGUAUUUUUAAUGGUAAUUAUUUAUAGUGAGACAUUCUGGACUUCAUUUUCUCUGGGCCUUUCGAGCUACACGAGUAUGUAUGGUGUUUUGAGUUGACUUCCUUAACUCAAUAAAAACUGGUGAACAAAAAGAUAGAUUGAGCUACAUAUGUAUUUUAGUAAAGUACUACAUGUUUCGUUAACUAUACACCUGGAAAAAAGUUAAGCACCCCCAAAUAUUU
This is a messenger RNA of Limulus polyphemus (Atlantic horseshoe crab), 2179 nucleotides long. Its product is annotated as MFS-type transporter SLC18B1-like. Gene Ontology annotation, molecular function: transmembrane transporter activity. Bases 226 to 1749 code for a protein of 507 amino acids. Lineage: Eukaryota; Metazoa; Arthropoda; Merostomata; Xiphosura; Limulidae. The transcript has 14 exons. Gene Ontology annotation, biological process: transmembrane transport. The record is from RefSeq and is a predicted model, not a curated record.